AUGAGAUUCUUUUAUCAUUUGAUUUUUCUAGUAAUAUAAUAGUUGAUAAUUGUAGUAUACAUACAGUUUCAAUAAGGACUUCUGGUCAUGAAAAAUCAAAUUUCACUCUUGUACUUACUUGUUUAGCUGAUGGAACUAAACUUCCAUCUAUUAUUAUUUUUAAACUAAUGAAUGUUCCAAGGCAACCAUUUUUUGCUAGAAUUAUAUCUAACUCACGAGAUGAUAAAGAAGAUUAUUUAAUUUUUGACUAUGAUAAACUUGGUCAAUGUACAAAUUCACGCAACUAUAUAUAUAUACAAAAUAAGUUUGAAAACUAUGGUGAAAGUUCAGUUACAAGUAUCAGCAAAAGUUCAAAUAAAAGUAUUAGUAAAAGUUUAAGUGCAAGUAUUAGUAAAAGUUCAAGUGCAAGUAUUGAUGAAAGUUCAAGUAUAAACAUUAAUGAAAGUUUAGAUUUAUACACUAGUGAAAGUUCUAAUACAAUUAUUAGUGAAGAUUCAGAUACAAAUAUCAAAGCUAAUUUUAUUCAUGAAUAUGAAGCUGAUUUCAAUAAUAAUAAUAAAGUUGCUCCAAAAGCUCAAAA
Scutellospora calospora is the source of this 580-nucleotide messenger RNA. The record is from the annotation of a GenBank genome assembly. Lineage: Eukaryota; Fungi; Glomeromycota; Glomeromycetes; Diversisporales; Gigasporaceae.